Messenger RNA from Suillus subaureus, 696 nucleotides. RefSeq lists its product as uncharacterized. NCBI's taxonomy places the organism in Eukaryota, Fungi, Basidiomycota, Agaricomycetes, Boletales, Suillaceae. The transcript is spliced from 3 exons. Bases 1 to 696 code for a protein of 231 amino acids. The record is from RefSeq and is a predicted model, not a curated record.
AUGGUGUACUCUAGAAAGAAAAAGAAGGACAUCAUCGAUAAGGCCAUUACUGACUCAGUCCCACAGUUUUAUGGGCCAGAUGCUGUAUUCCAGACUUUCAUCACAAAUGCGCACCAUAAACAGGUCGCAAAUGCCUUUUCCACUAAACAUGGAAAAAUGAUCAAUUUUGCGUGGGAUGGUGCUUGCAAUGCAUUCCAACUUUUGCCCCUGCAAGGACACACCUUACCAGCAGACCAGUAUCGCAUUGCCAGGGUCAGCCUCAUUAUUCAGGGCACUGACCCUCUUCUGUUCAUGCAUGACUUUUAUUUCAACGAGAACAAUAAUAUAAUCGUACACACAAGAUUCAAGAGCAGAUUUGUUACGGCCAAUGUGAUCAGGUUCAUAUGGUAUUGGAGCAACACAUCAUUUCUCAACACAUCCUCGCUCAAGACUAUCAAGAACAUCAUAGGCAUAGCUGGUGCAGCUACAUACUGCACAUUGUAUGAACAAGGAAUGGCGCAGUUGGACAUAGACCUGUUUGGUGGAAAAGCUCACCAUGACAAGUUCAAAGAAAUUGUUUGCGCAUUCGAUGGACUUACUGGUGCAGAGAAGACUGACUUGGAGCAGCAUUUCCGGUAUAUAUUAGAAAUUGGACCUUUGCAAGCACGAGGCCAGAGCUCGUUGGCAUCAGACUCAGAGAUGAGUGAUUCGAUGUAG